Nicotiana tabacum (common tobacco) is the source of this 722-nucleotide messenger RNA. The record is from RefSeq and is a predicted model, not a curated record. Lineage: Eukaryota; Viridiplantae; Streptophyta; Magnoliopsida; Solanales; Solanaceae.
AGGAAAUUAGUAAGAGUUAAUCUCUAACCAAAUUAAUUAAGAAGAAGAGAGGCAACAAUGGGGUUUGAACGAUCAUGCUUCUUCUUGUUUCUCUUCUUCUUUGUUGGCUUGGUUUCCUCUUCCCCAUCCUUCAUCAAAUACGACGUGCUUGAGUCUCACGUGCAGGGCCGUGGCCUUCUUCAACAAUAUUUAGUCAAGGAUAAUUGUCCCAUUAAUUUUGAGAAGGAAGACUACAAACCCCUUACGAGCCAAUGCAAAGGACCUCAAUACAAUGCAGCAAUAUGUUGCAAUGCAUUCAAGAUAGUAGCAUGCAAACACACAAACGAGAUAAAUGAUGUGGACAAUGGCUGUGCGGAUAGUAUGUUUUAUUACAUUAAUCUAAAUGGAAAAUACCCAAUUGGUCUUUUUGCUAAUAUUUGCAAGGAAGAUGAAGAAGGUUUAGACUGCAACAAUAUCAAGAGCCCUGCUGCUGUAAGACAAAGUGUUCGUUCCAGAAUUGGUAACAGACGUUUCACAGGUGGUAAAAAUUAGGCAUGAAAAAAUUGUUAAGUAUUUUAUUAAUUGAUUUGGAAUAAUAUUAAAUUCAAAAGUCUUGUAUGUACAUUAUAUUAUUCUAUUGUUGUGUAACCUCUCAUUCAUUUUGUGAUACAAAUUUUGUACCAAGUAUAUUUGGGAUGUUUGCAAAGACUAUUAUGAAUAAGAUGCAUUUUUCUUUCAAUUAA